Parnassius apollo (apollo) is the source of this 549-nucleotide messenger RNA. The record is from the annotation of a GenBank genome assembly. Lineage: Eukaryota; Metazoa; Arthropoda; Insecta; Lepidoptera; Papilionidae.
AUGUUAUGCAUCCAUUGUGGUGGAGCGUUUCAUUACAGUUGUGUGGACCCUGCAAACAGCUAUGAUUUUUCAACUAUCGAUACAAACAACUGGACCUGUCCCACUUGUACAGCCAAAAAGCCAAAGGCGAUUAAAGACGACAAUACUCCCAUACGUUGGGGCGCAUCACAAGCAUCGGCAAAUAGUACCGUUACCCAACGUCACAAAAAGAAAAAGACGUUGUCGGAACCUUCAUCAAAGGUUCAAACCAGUGAUACAGAACUAGAAAUGGAGCAAAUGAGGAGUAAAUUGGAAGAGGCGUUGCUGGAAACGGUGCAAAAUCGACCGCGACUUCCCCCGCAAGGCCCUAAGCAAGCGGAAUCGGGGUCUUGUUGGUCCUGUUGUGAGGGCUCUGAACCCAAUGCUGGUGACCUAUUUGGAAGCCAGUCGGGACCUUUGCGAGACGGACUCAAUUAUUUUUGGCGCCGCACUGGCAGUCUGGCGUAUUAUAUGCGGUUUCCACGGCUGGACGCGCUACCGGCCAAAGUAGCGCUAUCCCAGCAUGGAUAA